AAAGGUCUCUGAGGCUCCUUACAGAGACAAGUGAUGGAACGACCUUGACAGAAGAGAGCAGAGAGAGGAAAGAAGGGGGAGGAAGCUAAGCAAAGGAGAGAGAAAUGGAUUUACGGGUACAGUGCAUAGUAAUUUUUGGAUAAUUGGAGUGAAUGAAUGAAAAGCGUGAAACGUCUCACAGGAGCGAGAAGAUCCACGAGAGAAAACGAGCAGGGACGCAGCUCUGGUGCCUGGUCCUGCCGGGUGGUCCCCACGCCGCCAGCCGCGCGUUCCCCAACCGGGCGCUCCCGGCGCCCUCUCGGUGAGCCGCCCUGAAACCGCCAGGGGGCGCUCCCCGGCUGCGGGGGCUGAGGCGGGCGGAGCUGCUUUAAAUCGCGGCGCCCAGCGGUUCUGCGUCUCAGUUCCUGAGCCUGGGAGCAACUGCAACUUCUACUAUCCAGACUCCAGCGCCGCCCCGGGCGCGGACCCCAACCCCGACCCAGAGCUUCUCCAGCGGCGGCGCAGCGAGCAGGGCUCCCCGCCUUAACUUCCUCCGCGGGGCCCAGCCACCUUCGGGAGUCCACGUUGCGCACCUGCAAACUCUCCGCCUUCUGCACCUGCCACCCCUGAGCCAGCGCGGGCGCCCGAGCGAGUCAUGGCCAACGCGGGGCUGCAGCUGUUGGGCUUCAUUCUCGCCUUCCUGGGAUGGAUCGGCGCCAUCGUCAGCACUGCCCUGCCCCAGUGGAGGAUUUACUCCUAUGCCGGCGACAACAUCGUGACCGCCCAGGCCAUGUACGAGGGGCUGUGGAUGUCCUGCGUGUCGCAGAGCACCGGGCAGAUCCAGUGCAAAGUCUUUGACUCCUUGCUGAAUCUGAGCAGCACAUUGCAAGCAACCCGUGCCUUGAUGGUGGUUGGCAUCCUCCUGGGAGUGAUAGCAAUCUUUGUGGCCACCGUUGGCAUGAAGUGUAUGAAGUGCUUGGAAGACGAUGAGGUGCAGAAGAUGAGGAUGGCUGUCAUUGGGGGCGCGAUAUUUCUUCUUGCAGGUCUGGCUAUUUUAGUUGCCACAGCAUGGUAUGGCAAUAGAAUCGUUCAAGAAUUCUACGACCCUAUGACCCCAGUCAAUGCCAGGUAUGAGUUUGGUCAGGCUCUCUUCACUGGCUGGGCUGCUGCUUCUCUCUGCCUUCUGGGAGGUGCCUUACUUUGCUGUUCCUGUCCCCGAAAAACAACCUCUUACCCAACACCAAGGCCCUAUCCAAAACCUGCACCUUCCAGUGGGAAAGACUACGUGUGACACAGAGGCAAAAGGAGAAAAUCAUGUUGGAACAAACUGAAAAUGGACAUUGAGAUACUAUCAUUAACAUUAGGACCUUAGAAUUUUGGGUAUUGUAAUCUGCAGUAUGGUAUUACAAAACAAACAAACCAACAAAAAACCCAUGUGUUAAAAUACUCAGUGCUAAACAUGGCUUAAUCUUAUUUUAUCUUCUUUCCUCAAUAUAGGAGGGAAGAUUUUUCCAUUUGUAUUACUGCUUCCCAUUGAGUAAUCAUACUCAAAUGGGGGAAGGGGUGCUCCUUAAAUAUAUAUAGAUAUGUAUAUAUACAUGUUUUUCUAUUAAAAAUAGACAGUAAAAUACUCUUCUCAUUAUGUUGAUACUAGCAUACUUAAAGUAUCUCUAAAAUAGGUAAAUGUAUUUAAUUCCAUACUGAUGAAGAUGUUUAUUGGUAUAUUUUCUUUUUUGUCUAUACAUACAUAUGUAACAGUCAAAUAUCAUUUACUCUUCUUCAUUAGCUUUUGGUGCCUUUGCCACAAGACCUAGCCUAAUUUACCAAGGAUGAAUUCUUUCAGUUCUUCAUGCGUGCCCUUUUCAUAUACUUAUUUUAUUUUUUACCAUAAUCUUAUAGCACUUGCAUCGUUAUUAAGCCCUUAUUUGUUUUGUGUUUCAUUGGUCUCUAUCCCCUGAAUCUAACACAUUUCAUAGCCUACAUUUUAGUUUCUAAAGCCAAGAAGAAUUUAUUACAAAUCAGAACUUUGGAGGCAAAUCUUUCUGCAUGACCAAAGUGAUACAUUCCUGUUGACCUUCCCACACAAUCCCUGUACUCUGACCCAUAGCACUCUUGUUUGCUUUGAAAAUAUUUGUCCAAUUGAGUAGCUGCAUGCUGUUCCCCCAGGUGUUGUAACACAAUUUUAUUGAUUGAAUUUUUAAGCUACUUAUUCAUAGUUUUAUAUCCCCCUAAACUACCGUUUUGUUCCCCAUUCCUUAAUUGUAUUGUUUUCCCAAGUGUAAUUAUCAUGCAUUUUGUAUCUUCCUAAUAAGGUGUGGUCUGUUCGUCUGAACAAAGUGCUAGACUUUCUGGAGUGAUAAUCUGGUGACAAAUAUUCUCUCUGUAGCUGUAAGCAAGUCACUUAAUCUUUCUACCUCUUUUUUCUAUCUGCCAAAUUGAGAUAAUGAUACUUAACCAGUUAGAAGAGGUAGUGUGAAUAUUAAUUAGUUUAUAUUACUCUCAUUCUUUGAACAUGAACUAUGCCUAUGUAGUGUCUUUAUUUGCUCAGCUGGCUGAGUCACUGAAGAAGUCACUGAACAAAACCUACACACGUACCUUCAUGUGAUUCACUGCCUUCCUCUCUCUACCAGUCUAUUUCCACUGAACAAAACCUACACACAUACCUUCAUGUGGUUCAGUGCCUUCUUCUCUCUACCAGUCUAUUUCCAUUCUUUCAGCUGUGUCUGACAUGUUUGUGCUCUGUUCCAUUUUAACAACUGCUCUUACUUUUCCAGUCUGUACAGAAUGCUAUUUCACUUGAGCAAGAUGAUGUAAUGGAAAGGGUGUUGGCACUGGUGUCUGGAGACCUGGAUUUGAGUCUUGGUGCUAUCAAUCACCGUCUGUUUGAGCAAGGCAUUUGGCUGCUGUAAGCUCAUUGCUUCAUCUGUAAGAGGUGGUUUGUAAUUCCUGAUCUGCCCACCUCACAGUGAUGUUGUGGGGAUCCAGUGAGAUAGAAUACAUGUAAGUGUGGUUUUGUAAUUUAAAAAGUGCUAUACUGAGGGAAAGAAUUGAGGAAUUAACUGCAUACGUUUUGGUGUUGCUUUUCAAAUGUUUAAAAAUAAAAAAAAAAUGUUAAGAAAUGGGUUUCUUGCCUUAACCAGUCUCUCAAGUGAUGAGACAGUGAAGUAAAAUUGAGUGCACUAAACGAAUAAGAUUCUGAGGAAGUCUUAUCUUCUGCAGUGAGUAUGGCCCAGUGCUUUCUGUGGCUAAACAGAUGUAAUGGGAAGAAAUAAAAGCCUACGUGUUGGUAAAUCCAACAGCAAGGGAGAUUUUUGAAUCAUAAUAACUCGUAAGGUGCUAUCUGUUAAGUGAUGCCCUCAGAGCUCUUGCUGUUAGCUGGCAGCUGACGCUGCUAGGAUAGUUAGUUUGGAAAUGGUACUUCAUAAUAAACUACACAAGGAAAGUCAGCCACCGUGUCUUAUGAGGAAUUGGACCUAAUAAAUUUUAGUGUGCCUUCCAAACCUGAGAAUAUAUGCUUUUGGAAGUUAAAAUUUAAAUGGCAUUUGCCACAUACAUAGAUCUUCAUGAUAUGUGAGUGUAAUUCCAUGUGGAUAUCAGUUACCAAACAUUACAAAAAAAUUGUAUGGCCCAAAAUGACCAACGAAAUUGUUACAAUAGAAUUUAUCCAAUUUCGAUCUUUUUAUAUUCUUCUACCACACCUGGAAACAGACCAAUAGACAUUUUGGGGUUUUAUAAUGGGAAUUUGUAUAAAGCAUUACUCUUUUUCAAUAAAUCGUUUUUUAAUUUAAAAAAA
This is a messenger RNA of Gorilla gorilla gorilla (western lowland gorilla), 3772 nucleotides long. It is a transcript of the gene CLDN1, whose product is annotated as claudin 1. Lineage: Eukaryota; Metazoa; Chordata; Mammalia; Primates; Hominidae. The record is from RefSeq and is a predicted model, not a curated record. The transcript has 5 exons. Bases 635 to 1270 code for a protein of 211 amino acids. Gene Ontology annotation, molecular function: structural molecule activity. Gene Ontology annotation, cellular component: bicellular tight junction; membrane.